CCUCUCUCACUAGUAUGCAUCAUCGGUAGCAACCGCGCCGUUCGCCGACCUUGGGAUAUUUAGAGAUUGAUACUGCAGAUCGAAGGGAUUCAGCUUGCAGAACGUCUAUAAAGCUCGACUGCGCGACCUAAAACUAGACUAAGUUACACUUCCUCUCUAGUUUCUAACAUAUCUAAUCCUUGUGUGUCUUCAGAUACUAUCCGAUAUCAAAGCAAGAAGAGUUACACCGCAUCACCUCUUACUCUCAUUUAAUUGCAUCAUCGACCUUUGCUUAUUCGACUUCUACAAUCCUAAACCAUCACAUCCAACGAUAUGCGCGUUUUCGUCACCGGAGCCACAGGCUUCAUCGGCACGGCGGUCGUCCCAGAGCUUCUCGCCGCGGGCCACCAAGUUCUGGGCCUCACCCGCUCAGACAAAGGUGCUGAGACGCUGAAGUCACUCGGCGUUGAAGCACAUCGCGGAUCACUCGAAGAUCUGGAGAGUCUGAAGAAGGGCGCCUCUAGCGCCGAUGCAACAAUCCACCUCGCCUUCGACCACAACUUCGCCGACUUCGAGGGCAUCAACAAGAAAGACAGAGUUGCCAUCGAGGCUAUAGGAGAGGCUCUCGUCGGUACCAAUCGCCCGUUCAUUAUCACGUCUGGAACUUUGUUACUUCCGCUGGAAAAGCUGGCUACCGAGGACGACAACGGCGACUACACUAUCCCUACUGCCGUUCGUGGAUUGGCGGAGCAGUUGACACUGUCUUUCGUGCCGAAAGGAGUGCGUGCUGAAGUCGUGCGUCUUCCACCAACGAAUUACGGGGAAGGUGACCACGGAUUCAUCGCCAUGCUCAUCAAGACUGCACGAGAGAAAGGAGAAUCCGCCUAUAUCGGGGACGGAUCCAAUCGCUGGCCCGCGACCCAUCGACUUGACACUGCUAAAGUCUUCGCAUCGGCUCUGGACAGGGGCACCGCCGGUGCCACCUAUCACGCUGUCGCCAACGAAGGGAUCACCGCUAAGGAGAUCGCGGAAGCUAUUGGCAAGGAGUUGAACGUGCCUGUCGUCAGCAAGAGCACGGAGGAAGCCCCGGCGCACUUUGGUUUCCUGGCAUUACCGUUCUCGAGGGAUAACCCGACUUCUAGUAAGAAGACAAGGGAGGCGCUUGGUUGGGAGCCGGCGCAGCCUGGAUUGAUUGCAGAUAUCAAAGAAGGACACUACUUCAAGAACUAAUGUGAGCCAGGAGUCUAUGGUUAGGACAUUGAUGAACUAUGCAAGACUCAUGUCAGGAGAAUGGUCUUUGUUCUCGGAUGGGGAUUUUAUCUGUGGACAUGGAAAAGCAGGCCUGAAGAAGCAUUCGCUUGAGGAAUAAACAUCAGUUUUACUUUCCGUUGGUAUUUCCAAUACAGAUUUCGGUACCAAUGGACUGCCCGAGGGUCUUUUCCGAAGCAUGUCAUGUGACCGUAGCCUCUACAUGAAUACCAACCAACCAGCAUCGAGCAACACCAAGUCACCAGGAAGCCCAUCAUCUUUUAUUUCUCAUUGAUCUCUUUGAUUGGCCAAGCAUUUCGUUUAGUAUAGACGUCAUUCCCUCGGAUCAGCGACAGCCGGUUCUAGUUGAACGUUUAGGGGAAUAGUGGAGCCAUUCGGUGGUCGUGGCGCGGGAAGCAUCACACCCGUGGGUAACACAGCGUCAAAACACGAUUUUGCGGAC
Messenger RNA from Mytilinidion resinicola, 1690 nucleotides. Its product is annotated as putative epimerase/dehydratase. The record is from RefSeq and is a predicted model, not a curated record. The coding region runs from base 313 to 1209 and encodes 298 amino acids. NCBI's taxonomy places the organism in Eukaryota, Fungi, Ascomycota, Dothideomycetes, Mytilinidiales, Mytilinidiaceae. The transcript has a single exon.